UUCUGUCAUUUUCGUCUGCGAUCACGUUUACCGAGGCGAGGACUUUUUUCCUUAAACUUUCGGAAUAAAAUAUUCUGAAAAGGUUGACUAUUCACGUUUGUUUCAGCGUAGUAUCGUUUCAUUCCCUUCCAAAAUGCAACCGCAAAUUAUUCUUCUCAAGGAAGGAACAGACUCUUCCCAGGGCAAACCGCAGCUUGUCUCGAACAUCAAUGCCUGCCAAUCGAUCGUCGAUGCGGUACGAACGACACUCGGUCCCCGUGGUAUGGACAAGCUGAUCGUGGACAGCAAGGGAAAGGCCACCAUUUCCAACGAUGGGGCGACGAUCAUGAAGUUGCUGGACAUCGUACACCCUGCAGCGAAAACACUCGUCGACAUUGCCAAAUCGCAGGAUGCGGAGGUUGGCGAUGGUACCACGAGUGUGGUGCUGCUGGCCGGUGAAUUCCUGAAACAGUUGAAACCAUUCGUGGAGGAAGGUGUGCAUCCGCGCAUCAUCAUCAAGGCAGUACGGAAGGCGCUGAACCUGUGCGUGGCCCAGAUUAACGAGCUGGCGUUCAAGAUCGAAAAGCACGACAACGAGAAGCACCGUGCCCUGCUGGAGAAGUGUGCAGCGACGGCCCUUAACUCGAAGCUGAUUCAUCAGCAGAAGGAAUUCUUCUCGAAGAUGGUGGUCGAUUCGGUAACGACGCUCGAUGCGCUGCUUCCGCUGAACAUGAUCGGCAUCAAGAAGGUGACCGGUGGUGCGCUGGAAGAUUCGAUGCUCGUCGAAGGUGUGGCCUUCAAGAAGACGUUCGUCUAUGCCGGGUUCGAGAUGCAGCCCAAGAGCUACGACAAUGUGAAGAUUGCGCUGCUUAACAUUGAGCUAGAGCUGAAGGCGGAGCGGGACAAUGCGGAGGUGCGCGUGGACAAUGUGGCCGAGUACCAGAAGGUGGUCGAUGCGGAAUGGCAAAUUCUGUACGACAAGAUGGCAAAGAUUCAUCAGUCCGGCGCGCAGGUCGUGCUGUCGAAGUUGCCUAUCGGUGAUGUGGCGACACAGUAUUUCGCCGACCGGGACAUGUUCUGUGCUGGCCGUGUGCCGGAGGAGGAUCUGAAGCGUACACAGAAGGCGUGCGGUGGUGCGGUGAUGACGACGGUGCAGGACAUUAGCGAUAAGGUGCUGGGAAAGUGUGACCACUUCGAGGAGCGUCAAAUCGGUAGCGAACGGUUCAACGUUUUCCAGGGCUGUCCGAAUGCGAAGACGUGCACGAUCAUUCUGCGCGGUGGUGCGGAACAGUUCCUGGAGGAAACGGAGCGUUCACUGCACGAUGCGAUCAUGAUUGUGCGUCGUACGAUCCGAAACGAUUCGGUCGUGGCAGGUGGUGGCGCAAUUGAGAUGGAACUGUCGAAAAUGCUUCGCAACCAUUCACGCACGAUCGCCGGCAAAGAGCAGCUGUUGAUCGGUGCGAUGGCGAAGGCGUUGGAAAUCAUUCCCCGUCAGUUGUGCGACAAUGCCGGUUUCGAUGCUACCAACAUUCUCAACAAAUUGCGCCAAAAACACGCACAAGGCUGCCAGUGGUACGGUGUGGACAUUAUGAAGGAACACAUUGCCGAUAACUUUGAAGCAUUCGUGUGGGAACCAUCCGUCAUCAAGAUUAACGCACUGACCGCUGCUUGCGAGGCCACCUGCAUGAUACUGUCGGUGGACGAAACGAUCAAAAGCCCCAAAUCGGGUGGCGGAGAACCACAGCAGCCUCCGAUGGGCCGUGGCAUGGGACGUCCGUUCUAAGCGAACGUGUCUUUCCCCUUGCCUCCCGCUUAUACUUACUACUUUAGUUUUGCUCACGCUUUUCUCCA
This is a messenger RNA of Anopheles maculipalpis, 1830 nucleotides long. RefSeq names its product T-complex protein 1 subunit eta (gene CCT7). Gene Ontology annotation, biological process: protein folding. The transcript has 4 exons. Lineage: Eukaryota; Metazoa; Arthropoda; Insecta; Diptera; Culicidae. Gene Ontology annotation, molecular function: ATP hydrolysis activity; ATP-dependent protein folding chaperone; ATP binding. Gene Ontology annotation, cellular component: chaperonin-containing T-complex. The coding region runs from base 134 to 1762 and encodes 542 amino acids. The record is from RefSeq and is a predicted model, not a curated record.